GUUUUCAGGAAUUUGAUGGUGUUGAAGUUCACAUUCUGAUAAUAACAAGUGAUUGUUUCGCUAUAAUUCGCAAUACCUCAAUAAUAAAAAAAGUGGUCCUAGUAUGACAUAAACUCUCUAUGAAGGGAUUAAAACUUCGGAGCAUAUUACCACGAAAAUUAAGUAAACCACACUAGUCCUCAGAUCUAACGGUCCGUUAUAGAAUUUUUUUUUCAAGUGGUCAGUAUAUCAUUCAGAGGUCGGCGAAGGUUAAGAAAGUUAUAUCUAGUUAUAUCAACAAUAGGGACACGUCAAUCUUCAGGCUUGAAUUAUAGCAUAACAUGUGCGUUAAAUCAUCAUGGACACAAGAAGAAUAAAGUUAUUAAAGCUGAGAGAAUGUCCCUGGGCUGGAUUGUUUCUCCUCAUCGUGAUCAGUUCAGUUUUUCAUGUGUCGCUGGGAGAUCAAAAUGUAACAUCUGGAACCCAGAAUCCAAAAGUAUCGACUAGCACAGUCUCAGCAUUGUCCUCAGUGCAUCCAAUCGUUCUGAAGAAUGAAACAGUCAUCCCAGGGCAGGAAAAAACAGCGAAACCAAAAACCCCUUAUGUCACCGAAAAUCCACAAAAUUCGACUGCGGCUGAUAAAAAACCUGAAAAGGAGAAACAGCCAGCUUCAGAUGUCCGACCAGAGGAUAACCCUCUUCACAUCACCACUGAGAGAAGUGCAAAAGGUGAGUCAAUCGAAUCCAGUUCCUUACCAUCAUCGGAAGCUGCCAAUAACACCAAUAUCAGUACGACCACUGCAACUCCAGUGGAGCCAGUAUUACCAGACAAAGGAUCCGCAGAGGAGGAGCACAACAGUUCCAUGUCCAUCUUCUUCGUCUUGUGCAUCCUGGCUCUGGGAAUCCUCCUCAUCCAUCUGAUGCUGCAAACAAACUUCCAAUAUCUUCCAGAAUCAGUGGUGAUUGUGUUUCUCGGCGGUGCUAUUGGCAUGAUAAUCAACAUGAUGUCCCAUAAGAACAUCGCUAAUUGGAAGAAGGAAGAGGUCCUCUCACCAACAGCUUUCUUCCUCGUUCUGCUACCACCAAUUAUCUUCGAAUCUGGGUACAAUCUGCACAAGGGUAAUUUCUUUCAAAAUAUCGGAAGCAUUCUGGUAUUCGCUAUUUUCGGAACUGCAAUAUCAGCUUUCGUCGUGGGUGCUGGAAUUUAUCUACUGGGAUUGGCACAAGUUGCCUAUAAAUUGAGUUUCGUCGAGAGUUUUGCAUUUGGAUCCCUAAUUUCUGCUGUCGAUCCAGUAGCAACAGUUGCCAUUUUUCACGCUUUAGAUGUUGAUCCAGUGCUAAACAUGCUGGUGUUUGGAGAAUCAAUUCUCAACGACGCCAUUGCUAUUGUUCUGACAACAUCUGUUCUCGAAUCUAAUAAUGGAGCUACCACUGGUGAAGCCAUUGUCCUUGGUCUCAACAGAUUUUGCUUGAUGUUCUUCGCAUCAGCAGGCAUUGGCGUUGUGUUUGCGUUGAUAAGUGCGUUGUUGUUGAAGCACGUAGAUUUGAGAAAAAAUCCUUCGUUGGAGUUUGGAAUAAUGUUGGUAUUCACCUACGCACCUUAUGUACUUGCCGAGGGAAUACAUCUGUCCGGAAUUAUGGCGAUUUUAUUUAAUGGAAUUGUCAUGUCACAUUACACGCAUUUUAACCUAUCCACAGUGACUCAGAUUACGAUGCAGCAGACUAUGCGGACACUGGCAUUCAUUGCUGAAACUUGUGUCUUCGCAUAUCUGGGACUGGCGUUAUUCAGCUUCAGACAUCGGUUUGAGCCGGCCCUGGUUGUCUGGUCGUUAAUUUUAUGUCUCAUUGGUAGAGCUGCAAAUAUCUUUCCACUAGCACUGCUGGUCAAUCGUUUCAGAGAACAUCGGAUCACCAAGAAGAUGAUGUUCAUUAUGUGGUUCAGCGGCCUGAGAGGGGCCAUUUCUUAUGCACUGUCACUGCAUUUGAAUUUCAGUGAUGAAACUAGACAUGUGAUUAUUACCACUACUCUCAUCAUUGUUUUGUUCACAACUUUGGUGUUUGGAGGAUCGACGAUGCCGCUGUUGAAGUUCAUGAGGGCGGAGAAAAAACAGAAGAACAGCAGGAGGAAGAGGAGGGACAAGGAAAUUUCUCUCAGCAAAACUCGGGAGUGGGGACAAACGAUUGAUUCCGAGCAUUUAUCAGAAUUCACUGAAGAAGAAAUGGAGGUAUCCUUCAUGCAGUCAAGAAUUCGCGGAUUUGCUCGAUGGGAUCUCAAGUUUUUCAUUCCCUUCUUCACACGUCGGUUUACCCAACAAGAAUUGAAAGAUUGCAAAUCUCAGAUGACGGAUCUAACGAAUCAAUGGUACCAAGCUAUCAGAAUAAGCCCCAUGGAGUCUGACGAGGAAACGACAACUGCAUCAACAACGCAUCUGACUGCUGUCGGUGCACCAACGGAGAGUAGGAGUGAUAGUAGCCAUAGUUCAGGGAAAAAAGGACGUCCAAGUCAUGGACUUUUCGAGGAUUUGUCCGAUUGAUAUUUGAUUUAGAGAUCGACUCACAGCAGGAGGAUAAUUGGAGUGAGGCUGAAACUUAAGAUUUCUCUUACCUUUUAUUUUAUAGUAGAAACUAUUUCAUGCGAUAGAAAUAGAAAAUUUAAUGCCAAUUUAGAAUAUUUUUUGUACCGAACGGCUGGCCGAGGGGUAUUAGUUGAUCAUUUAUAGUAAAAAAAAUUAAUUUACGAGAAAAAAAACAUUUUUUUUUUCGAGGAAAAAAAUUUUCUGUUGCUGUGCCUGAUAAAUAGCUUCGCUCAGUUGAAAUGCCGUUUUCGGGCUCAGCAAUAUAAAAUAAUGUUAUUCAUUUGCUGGUAAAUGCCAUUUUGACAGAUACAGAUGCAGGCAAAGCCAAACCUCAUUUUGUCAAAUAUGCAUUUUCUCAACGCGUAUGUUAGUAUACUAUUAUUCCGUCCAAGAUUUAUAUCUAAACGAUUAUGUAGCAUAAUUUCUUCAAUUAUUUUUCAACCAUACUUGAUGUAUGUAUUUAUGCGUGAGAGCGACAAGAGGAUUUGUAUCAUAGUGAAUGUUCCCAUAUGAAUUUAUGUCUCAGGUAUCUUAAAAGUAGUGCUGCCAAGUAAAAAAAGGACCUGUCCUUGGACAGUCAUUGAUGAUUAAUUAAUUGUUUGUCUCAUUUAAAGCUAGAGCAUAAUGUAGAUUUGCGUCACGUCCAAUUUAUUUCCCAUUUUUUUUGCCAAAGUUAACGAAAAUUUUAUAAGUUAUCUGUGGUAGCAUGCAGUUGACCCGUUCUCUGUUGAGGUGUUUGCGAAUUGGGAACGAAGCUGGAAAUUAAUUAAUUAAAACCCCCGAGCAAUGAUUGCUCAUCAGUUUUUAUCGAAUUAGAUCAUGGCAAGUCUUUUAUGAGUCACUCGUUCAUGUGAGAAAAAUCGUUGUUUGGCAUCACUACACAUAAGUUUUACUAGAAAAUGCUCGAGUCGAUUUUGUUUCUUAUUAAAAACGCGAAAUAUUUUAUUCAUCCUACGGGAGAGCCAUCUUAAUGGAAAAAAUAUAAUGUAUAUGGACAAUAAAACUGGAUAGUUUAUACAAAUGAA
This is a messenger RNA of Diachasmimorpha longicaudata, 3579 nucleotides long. It is a transcript of the gene Nhe1, whose product is annotated as sodium/hydrogen exchanger 8. Gene Ontology annotation, molecular function: potassium:proton antiporter activity; sodium:proton antiporter activity. Lineage: Eukaryota; Metazoa; Arthropoda; Insecta; Hymenoptera; Braconidae. The transcript is spliced from 3 exons. Gene Ontology annotation, biological process: potassium ion transmembrane transport; sodium ion transport; proton transmembrane transport. Gene Ontology annotation, cellular component: membrane. The coding region runs from base 338 to 2512 and encodes 724 amino acids. The record is from RefSeq and is a predicted model, not a curated record.